Molecule: messenger RNA, 392 nt
Organism: Euleptes europaea (tarantolino)
Lineage: Eukaryota; Metazoa; Chordata; Lepidosauria; Squamata; Sphaerodactylidae
Product: protein S100-A7-like
Exons: 3
Coding region: 51-392 (113 amino acids)
Molecular function (GO): calcium ion binding
Source: RefSeq, a predicted model, not a curated record
CUUCCCUGAUCCUCCUGCCUAUUGAACUGUUCUUCUGAACACUUGGAGAGAUGAAAACUAAACUGGAACAGGCCUUCGAAUGCGUGGUCAAUGUCUACCAUCAGUAUUGCAUUUUGAACCCUUCCGAUGACUAUCUACAGCUGAAGGAAUUCCAGAAGCUGAUGAAGGAACAAGCACAGCCCUUCCUGAAGGACACCGCACCACCAAACAUGAGCCAAGACGCUUAUAUCAAACAAAUCUUUCAAAAAGCCGACAAAGACAAGAACAACUACCUCAAGUUCACCGAAUUCCUGUACGUGUUUGUUGGUACUCUUGAAGACGCCCACAACAGAGCCCAUGACCUUGGUGAGGACCCCAGCAAAUCUGGAGGCGGCCACAGCCACAGCCACUGA